GGCGGUACGCAGAACACUUGACCAAUAUAAGUUGACCGCCUUGGCCACAGUCACGACUCUCAAAGAGCGACUACGUACCUUUCCCUGUCCAUCGCGCCCAGCCCCCCUUCCCCCUUAGCAAUCGCCACCAUGCCCACGCACCACCAGCCCAAGCCGCCCGACGAGCGCGGCCUCAAGAUUAUCCACGCCAGCUUCUUCCGCAUGGGCACAAACUCCAUGGCCACGGCAUACCAGAUGCUGGGGUACAAGGUCCACCACGGCCUGCUCGAGAAGAUGUUCGACUCGCCCUGGGCAGAGCUCGAGCGCGCCGCCGAGGCAACCUACCCAUCUAUCCUGCAAGACCCACCGUCGUCGUCGUCGUCGUCGUCGUCACGGCCUCGCCCACGCCCGCGCCCUCGCCACACCCGCAAGGACUGGGACGAGCUCUGGGGCAACACCUACGACGUGGCCACCGACCUGUCCUGCCCGUUCACCUUCGAGCUCCUGGCCGCGUACCCGGACGCCAAGGUCGUCGUGGUCCAGCGCGACUUUGACCAGUGGUGGCCCAGCUUCGCCUCGCAGAUGCGCGACACCGCCAUGCCCAUGCCCCAGGCCGCCAUCGCGAGCUGGGCCCUGUGGAACCUGAUGGGCUGCCGGGCGGGCUACGCCGUGCAGAAGAUGCUCAAGGGCAUGUUUGACGUCCGGGGCGCGCCGGAGCUCGACGAGAAGCGGGCCAGGCUUGUCUACGACGAGUACUUUGCCAGGGUGAGGAGGGAGGUUCCCCCGGAGAGGAGGCUCGAGUUCAACCUGGCGACGGAUGGGUGGGCCCCCUUGUGUGAGUUCCUGGGGAGGCCGGUGCCCGGGGACGGAGUGGACUUCCCGUUCCUGAAUACCAGGGCCUCGCAUGAUGCCCUGGUUGCGGGUCGGAAGGGAGUCAUCUAUAAUGCACUGGCCGCGCUCGGCGUCGGGGUCUUGGUCUUGGGCGGAAUCCUUGUGGCGUGGUCCAUGCGGUGAAGAUGUCGCGCUGUUUGUUUACUGAGCCAUGUUUACGGAAUUUCGCGACUUUGGAUUCCACCGUUGCGGGACGGCAAUAAAGAGCACGAAUAUAAUGAGGAAAAAUAAUGAAAGUGAUGAGGCAGCGGUUGGUGUGUGAGGUCCUUUGUAUCAUGUGCAAACUGGGUUGAUUACAGACGCUCGAAAACUCC
Microdochium trichocladiopsis is the source of this 1184-nucleotide messenger RNA. RefSeq lists its product as uncharacterized. The record is from RefSeq and is a predicted model, not a curated record. The coding region runs from base 130 to 993 and encodes 287 amino acids. The transcript has a single exon. Lineage: Eukaryota; Fungi; Ascomycota; Sordariomycetes; Xylariales; Microdochiaceae.